Rhodamnia argentea is the source of this 1179-nucleotide messenger RNA. RefSeq names its product adenylate kinase, chloroplastic. Lineage: Eukaryota; Viridiplantae; Streptophyta; Magnoliopsida; Myrtales; Myrtaceae. Gene Ontology annotation, molecular function: AMP kinase activity; ATP binding; nucleoside diphosphate kinase activity. Gene Ontology annotation, cellular component: cytoplasm. The transcript is spliced from 8 exons. The record is from RefSeq and is a predicted model, not a curated record. Gene Ontology annotation, biological process: nucleoside triphosphate biosynthetic process. The coding region runs from base 190 to 1080 and encodes 296 amino acids.
UGAGGAGAGGAAGAGUGUUUUCUUUUUCAUCUUUUGAUUCCUUCCUUCCUUCCUCGACUGAAGAUAAUUUAGGGAGGUUUGUCAAGAUCAAUUUGAUUACCGGUGGAAGGUAAUCCCUACUAGUACUUGCUACCAUCGCCACUCGCCAACUCCUUCUUCCCUCUGUCUGAGAGAGAGAGAGAGAGAGAGAUGGCAAUGGCUUGCUCUGGGCACAUGCUAGUAGUAGCCAAGCCAGAGCCCUGUACUCACUCUCUUACUCGUCAUUCUCCUUCGAAUUCCUGCAAGAUUUUCUCCUCCAGUUUGCAUUUUCUCGGUAAAGAUAUCGCCCCAACUCGUCGUUUCCAUGCGUCCCCUACCAAGAACGCCCCUUUCGCACGACGUUCCAAACUCGCGUUGGUUGCGAUGGCCAAGCCCGACCCAUUGAGGAUAAUGAUAUCUGGAGCGCCCGCUUCGGGUAAAGGGACUCAAUGUGAGCUCAUUACUAAGAAAUACGGUUUGGUGCACAUUGCUGCUGGGGAUCUGUUACGGGCUGAAGUUGCAGCUGGGAGUGAAAAUGGAAAGCGAGCAAAGGAGCAUAUGGAGAAAGGGCAAUUGGUCCCUGACGAAAUAACUGUAAUGAUGGUUAAGGAGCAGCUGUUGCAAUCAGAUUCUCUAGAAAAUGGUUGGCUUUUAGAUGGAUACCCCAGGAGCUUAUCCCAAGCCACAGCUCUGCAAGAAUUUGGGCUCCAGGCAGAUCUUUUCAUUCUUUUGGAAGUCCCUGAAGAGAUUCUUGUGGAAAGAGUUGUUGGCAGACGGUUAGAUCCUGUUACUGGUAGGAUAUAUCACUUGAAGUAUUCUCCUCCAGAGACCGAAGAGAUCGCUGCCAGAUUGACACAGAGAUUUGAUGAUACCGAAGAAAAGGUGAAGUUGCGGUUGCGCACUCAUCAUCAAAAUGUCGAAGCAGUGCUAUCAAUGUAUAAAGACAUAACAAUCAAGGUGAAUGGAGCCGCUCCAAAGGAGGAUGUAUUUGCCCAAAUUGAUAAUGCUCUCUCGAAACUUCUUGAGCAACGGAAAGUUACUUCGGGAACUCUUGCAGCAUAGCAGACGAAGAAUGACGAAACAAUUAUUGAAAAUGCAAUGGCGAAGCUUGAAUUUGUCAGGCACUUGCAAAGUCGAUGUUCAUUCCAGUGUAGUUAUUUG